GCGACUGGUGGCGAUGGAGUCCGAAACGGCCAUAUCGAGCGGGAAGAGCGUGGUCGAGACAAGGUUCGCUGCUUUUGGCAUUAUGCUGGAGGUCGAAUCUUCCGAGAUUCCGCGUGCGCGGAGCUUCGAAGCGGUCGGUCUUCUUCUUCCGCUUCCAGAGAGAGAGAGGCCCUCGCGCUCGAUCGCUCGCUCCUCGAGGACGUGCGGCGCGCGGAUGCGUCGUCGCCAUGGCACCGCACGGGCGAGAAUAUGCCCGCGACACGCUUUUUCUCCUCCUCGCUCGUCUCCAUCGCCGCCUCGAGGUCGAUGCUCGAAUCGAAAAAUUCCGAAUUCCCGAGAAUGAGAAGAGCUGAAUCGAACCUCUUCGUCUGCAACCUCCGCGCGCUCAAGAAGCGCGGUCGAGCGCUCGAGUGUUCAUUCUCCCAAUCUCUCAUUUUCUCGAUCUCUCGGUGGUGCUUCUUCUCUGCUCUUCUCGUCGCCGUCUUGAGCCAGCUCUGGCCGGAGAUUCCAUAGCUGGGCAUCGAUCGUCGCAUCGAAGGCCGGGAGGAGAGGCGACUGUGACUUCGCCGCGGGUGCGUCGUCGUCCAAAUCUUGGGUUCGGAAGUGGGGGCCAUCGCUGUGCAUUUAUGAUUCAUUUCUGUGUCUCGCCCGGCGCUGCGUCCAUGGCCUUGAUUCAACUUUAGUUCCACCUGGCAGGCACGUCGCUGCAUGGCCUGAGCGGGGGCGAGAUGAGGCGCGAUCGAGGGCGAAGGCUUAGCCAGCAAGAUCCACAACGAAAAGCGUGGGACCCACGCGCGCAAUUAUCUGGCAAGCGGGCUCUAUAAGCGGGCGGAAUGCCAAAUCGACGUCGUUGCUGCCAGUCAUGAGCAGACGGGAGGGCAAAGAUCCCUGUGCUCAGAAGCAGAUGUGCGAGCACCGAACCAUAGCCGGGAUGGACGACGCCCCGCUAGUUUGUCGGAUUGGACCGGUCGCGGCAAUUCUCUCGGCCAAGACUUAUCCUGACCUGCGCUCGUGCUGCUCGGCGAAGUCGGGAAUUUGAAUCUGGAACUGCGGAAGGCCUCAACCAAAGGCAGCGUUGCGUGCCUUCCUUCGCUUGGUUCGGGUCGGCCGACGGGGAUGGAAUGCCAAGGCAGUGGGCGCGGGCGGGCGGGCUGACUGGCCGACCGACCGACCUCUCAUGGUAGGGUUGGUUCGUUACGGGGUUCGAUAGUAGCUAGCGGAAGAAAGCAAUGUUUGGUUGUCCCUCCCGGCAGGAGCUACGCACGCCCUAUCGGUGGUACAAUUUUAUAUCCGGGUGAAAUGUCUCCGUGACACGGUGACAGCUGCUGCAACGGGGUGGAAAGCCGAACGGGGUUGUAGUUGUUGUUUUCCGCUGCGUAGCGUUGCGUCUGGUUCUGGGGAAGGAGAUCGACGAAGAAGACGUAAGGGGAACAACCAGGAUUUGAUUCUCUUUAAUCGAGGGGCGGGCCUCGAAGCAGGUCGAGAGAAUAGCAGGCUGGCUGUAAGGAACAGAUGAGAUGAGAUGGGAUGAGAUGUUUGAAGAUCUUCGGGAUUGCCGCUUCUGCCUGUGUGUGGAUGUCUGACCUGACACCAGAAAAGACGGGGCGAGUUUCGUAUCUUUUUUUUCUGUCGACUUGUCUUGGUGCAAAUUGCUGAGGUGAGCCGAUCCCAUCGUAAAGGAAAGAUGAAGUUAAUCGCGAACGAUGUCGUCGAGGACAGUAUCACAGAGGAGGAGAAGGUAAAAGGAGACGGUUCAUCUGUUACUGCGAAUCUCCCAUCGUUGCUAGAAGGGCUGCCAGACUCGGUUGCGCUGCAAUGUCUGGCCCGAGUACCUUUGCACUAUCAUCCGACCUUGCAGGCAGUCUCUCGAUCUUGGCGGUUGGCGGUCCAUAGCUCUGAGCUGUUCCGCACCCGAAAGCUUGCAGGGAUUGGGGAGGAGUGGCUCUAUGUAAGUGCCUAUGACCCGGAUGGAUUGUGGCAAGCUUAUGAUCCCCUUUCGGACAGCUGGACAACUUUGCCAUUGUUACCCUCCCGCAUCAAGCACCUGACAAAUUUUGGAACAGCAGCGGUGGAUGGUAAGCUGUACGUGAUUGGUGGUGGAAGUGACGAUGUGGAUUCACAAACUGGAGACCACAACGCCACGACAGCCACAAGUGAAGUCUGGAGAUAUGAUCCAGUUACGCGGAAAUGGGAGCAGAGAGCUAGUAUGUUGACAGCCAGGUCUCAGUUUGCAUGUUGUGUUUUGGGUGACCAAAUAGUAGUUGCCGGAGGCUUUACCAACACCAGGAAAUCACUAGCUUCAUCGGAGAUAUAUAAUCCGGUGGAAAACUUGUGGGAGCCUAUGGCGGAACUUAGCUUGGUUCACAACGCCGCUUGCUCAGGAGUGGUGCUUGAGGGCAAAGUUCAUGUGGUACACAAGGGUUACGGUCUUCCCCAAGUGUACGAUGCCAAGGAGAACAAGUGGACAAGAUCUGAUUGUGAAUGGUCGUGGGGCAAGAUGGCUGUAGUGAACCAAGAAUUGUAUGUUGUGCGCCACGGGUUUGUGACCAGGGAGCAAAAGCAACCACCUCUCAGGAAAUUACUUUGUUCAUGGCCCGACUGUUUGGACCGAAUCAGUUUCGGAGUAAUAGGUCUUGGGACCGACCUUUAUGUGAUUGGAGGGAUCAUGGCACCACGACCACAUGCGUUAGAUAUUGUUUCGCUUUAUGAUGUUGACAUUUGUAAUGUAGGUGAUGAGAGCCCCAACUGGCGCAAAGGUGCCAGUAUGACGGUAUCCCGCGGUACUGUUCUUGGUUGUGCUGUACUCAAACUCUGAUCAGCCACCUUCGGCACGGGCUGAUUCUCUGGCCGAGAUGUACAACAUUUUUCAUACUUUUCGCUCUUUCUGUAGAUCGCGAAUGAAGGGAAAGAGAAAAGAAGAAGGAGCAAGAAGAAAGGGUUGUAUAUUGGUAUAAUUGUCAUCUACUUGCUCAAUAUCGAGCUGUGUAGUGUGAUCUUUGUUUAGCCGUCACACCAACCAUCUCCACAAUUUGGUGUGAUCGUCGCCAAAGAUGGAAGGAGGUAUUGCUUUAGCUGCUGAACGCGUUUCUGUUAUGUACCCGCAUUUGAAGAAGAGAUUGAGCAAGACAGACAACACCCACACACCUUUGUUCUGCAAACUCUCAGAACAUAGGGUAGUCAUUGGCAGAAGCUAGCCAGGAGCUUAUCCUACCUUCUGAGGGCAUACAAAUGCUAGACCUAUUAAUGCAGUAGGAAGAGUUAUCAACUUGAUUAAAAUGAAAGGAUAUGGUUGGCUCGAGAUCCUUGAUGGUUUAACAACUGCUUCUGAGGUUUUCCAACAUGGGUUUUCAAGUAUAGCAGUUUGCCCAGGGUGUUGAUUGUCAUGGAAAACAAGACUUGACUGCCGAGUCUACAUUGCAGGAACGAAUAACGCUGUGGCUCCAUGUCUUUCUUAAGCAAGCUUCUAUGAAAUGACUGUCUUGACUGCUCUCAGACCUCGACCGCCCUUGCGCGUCUGGUUACCAGCAAGUGAUUGCCGAUUGCAUUUCGCAGCUCUCAAACUGGCUGGUCAAUGCAGCUUGUCAUGAAUCAAUUUCCAG
Messenger RNA from Marchantia polymorpha subsp. ruderalis, 3599 nucleotides. The record is from the annotation of a GenBank genome assembly. NCBI's taxonomy places the organism in Eukaryota, Viridiplantae, Streptophyta, Marchantiopsida, Marchantiales, Marchantiaceae.